This is a messenger RNA of Prorocentrum cordatum, 915 nucleotides long. NCBI's taxonomy places the organism in Eukaryota, Dinophyceae, Prorocentrales, Prorocentraceae. The record is from the annotation of a GenBank genome assembly.
GACCUGGCCUACCAGAUCGCCACCCGCUUCCGGAUGCCCCUGCACGACGUCCGGCCGGGGCUGGUGCCGCUGCGGUGCGAUGGCGAGGAGAUGCGCUGGGCUCGCGAGAUCCCGGGCGCGACCCUGCCCGUGCGCGCCUCCGUCGGGGAGGUGUCGUUCGCCGAGAACCUGCUCUUCACGCACAGGGGCCUGAGCGGGCCCGUGGUGCUGCAGAUCUCCUCGUUCCUCGGCGAGGACAGAGAGGUUGUCAUCGACCUUAUCCCAGACCAGCAGGAGCGGCAGCUGUUCAACUGGAUCAAGUCCUACGCGAUUCGCCACCCCACGGCCCACGCGUUGUCGGCGGUGCGGGAGCUCAUGCGGAGGCCGGGCGGGGCCGGCUUCAAGCGGCUUGCGGAUGCCUGGUGGUCGAACGUGGCGGCCAAGGGCUGCGGCGUGCCGGAGGACGCCAGGUUCGCGGACAUCUCCGCCAAGGGCCCGCUGAGGCGGCUGGCCAAGCAGCUGAAGCACUGGCGCGUGAGAUUCGACCGCACCGAGGGCUACCCCAAGGCCGAGGUCACCUGUGGGGGCGUCGGCUGCGAAUCGCUGUCGCCCGAGAGCAUGGAGGCCAAGGAGUGGCCAGGCCUCUUCUUUGUCGGCGAGUCGGUGGACGUGACCGGCUGGCUCGGUGGCUACAACCUGCAGUGGGGAGGGAUGUGGGUCCAGUCCGCACGGGCAGACGACAAGCGCAGCAGUCUGCGGAAUAUCUGCAGGGCAUGUGCGGCCGUCCGUUUGGGCCUGCGGGGCACGCCCAAGGCUAUCGCAGGCCGCGUCGUAGACUUGGCAGCGAGGAUUGGCUGUUCCGACAGGCGCGUUGGAUUCGCGACCGCCUCGAGGUCUGAGCACCUCGUGGGUUCCAGGCUCGUGCUGCAGUGGUAG